Messenger RNA from Strongylus vulgaris, 516 nucleotides. The record is from the annotation of a GenBank genome assembly. Lineage: Eukaryota; Metazoa; Nematoda; Chromadorea; Rhabditida; Strongylidae.
AUGGUCCUGUAUGGAAAGCAAAUUUUGGAUGGAUUACGAUAUCUUCACGAGCAAAAAAUCGUGCAUCGUGACAUAAAAGGCGACAAUGUGCUGGUGAAUACGUAUAGUGGAGUGUGCAAAAUCAGUGAUUUUGGCACAUGUAAGCGACUUGCAGGGUUAAAUCCAGUUACUGAAACGUUCACAGGAACGUUGCAAUAUAUGGCACCAGAGGUAAUCGAUCAUGGUCAGCGGGGCUAUGGUGCGCCAGCUGAUAUAUGGAGCUUUGGAUGUACAAUGGUUGAAAUGGCAACGGGAAGACCGCCAUUUGUUGAGAUGCAAAACCCGCAAGCAGCAAUGUUCAGGGUGGGAAUGUUCAAGACACAUCCACCUUUGCCUCAGGAUAUCUCCGAAAAAUGUCGGCACUUCAUCAAGAGAAUUUCUCGUACUCGUAGCGGGUCGAUGAAUAAGAAACAUAUGGAACACGUCAAACAUCGAGGUAAUUUUCUUUAUCAUUUUGAUGUUGUGCGAAUGCUGUAA